Molecule: messenger RNA, 524 nt
Organism: Cucurbita pepo subsp. pepo (vegetable marrow)
Lineage: Eukaryota; Viridiplantae; Streptophyta; Magnoliopsida; Cucurbitales; Cucurbitaceae
Source: RefSeq, a predicted model, not a curated record
ACGCGUUGGGUCCAAGUUUGGCCGAUUUGCUCAAUAACUCAUCCGACUCUCACUACCAGUUCUUAGGAGUCGGUGCUGAGGCUGACCUAGAAGAGAUAAAAAGUGCGUAUCGGAGAUUGUCAAAGGAAUAUCAUCCCGACACCACCUCUCUCCCUCUAAAAGCUGCGUCCGACAAAUUUAUGAAAUUAAAACAAGUGUACGAGGUCCUCAGCAACGAAGAAAGCCGCAAGUUCUACGACUGGACGCUUGCUCAAGAAGAGGCAAGCCGCCAAGCUGAUAAGCUGAGGAUCAAGUUGGAAGAUCCUUACGAGCAGGAGCUGCAAAGCUGGAAAUCCACUCCAGAUAUGGUCGAUCGCCUUGCUGGAAGGAACAUGGACUUGAGUGAUCAGGCCACCACAGCUCUUACCUUGGAUAUCCUUAUCAUUCUCUUUGCUAUAGGCUGCAUUGUGUAUGUCCUCCUCUUUAAGGAACCAUAUUAUUGAUUAGAUACAAACUACCAUACAAGUACAACACACUUUCAAUCG